CGCGGCCACAGCGCUCCGCCCGAGCCGCCGUCGGAGAGCCGCGGGGAGCGGGGCUGCACGGGCGGCGGCGCCGCGCGUCCUCCCGGAGCCCUCCGCCUGCUGCCGGCCCCUGCUCUCCCUCCCGCGUCGGGCCCGGGGACUCCGCGGCUGUUAGGGACUGCGGCGAAGAGGGAAGGACUGUCUUGCGUGCCGUGGAUGCUCCGCCCGGGAGAGACAGCAAGUUGUGAGUGCGGGAGAGAAGGUGGCCGCCGCCCGCCAGCCUGGACCAUCUUCCUUACUGCACAGGAUGGGAAGUUGAUGCCCAGUAAGACUGAAGAUCCGGUCUGUUCAUAGACGCUCCCCCAUCACAGAACUGUGGAUUACCUGUGGGUCCCCGGUGGAUUCGCACCUUCACUCCCUCCUGCAGACCCAGAACGGUUACUUUGGGUCCUCUUUGCCCUGUCUGGUGAAAGAUGGCAUCCAGUCUGACUUGCACCGGGGUCAUCUGGGCUUUGCUCUCGUUUCUUUGUGCUGCCACCUCCUGCGUGGGGUUCUUCAUGCCUUACUGGCUCUGGGGAUCUCAGCUGGGCAAGCCCGUGUCCUUCGGUACUUUCCGGAGGUGCUCGUAUCCCGUGCACGAUGAGAGUCGGCAGAUGAUGGUGAUGGUGGAGGAGUGUGGCCGCUACGCCUCCUUCCAGGGCAUCCCCAGCGCAGAAUGGAGGAUUUCUACCAUCGUGACAGGCCUGGGCUGUGGCCUCCUCCUCCUGGUGGCGCUCACCGCCCUCAUGGGCUGCUGUGUGUCGGAGCUCAUCUCCCGGACAGUGGGAAGAGUGGCUGGAGGAAUUCAGUUUCUGGGCGGCUUGUUGAUCGGUGCUGGCUGUGCACUGUACCCCAUGGGCUGGGACAGUGAGGAAGUCCGGCAGACUUGUGGCUACAUUUCUGGCCAGUUUGACCUGGGUAAGUGUGAAAUCGGUUGGGCCUACUACUGCACGGGAGCAGGUGCUGCCACCGCCAUGCUGCUAUGCACGUGGCUGGCUUGCUUCUCAGGCAAGAAGCAGAAACAGUACCCAUACUGAGAUGGAGCCACCAAGAGCAGACAGAGGAGAAGAUGGGCUGAAGGGGCUGGGAGGGACUGAAGCCUCCAGCUAUUCUCAAAAGGUGGAAUAGUGGUUCUAAACCAUACAAUACUAAUGAAAUGAAACCCAGUGGAAUUUAAAACAUUAUACCAUGUGGAAGGGUUGUGCAAGAUUUGUGAAAGAAAUGUAGAGCAUGGAAUGAUAGAGAAAAAUGGACCAAAGGCUGAAAAUAUUGCAGGGUGUUGGGUGUUUCUAUUCCACAGAGUAUUGUUGAUGUAGAACACACACAUACACAAAACAAAUCUAUAUAUGCAAACAAGGUUUUUUUUUUUUUUAAGGAUGAUGACUCAGAGAAUCGAAAGGGCUAGUAGAAACAGUAUUAGGUUGGGAAGCAGGGUAACGCACAGACGUUCCCAGUAAGUCAUGGCACUUGUGAAAGCACACGAGCACAUACAGAUGUACGCAUCCACACCCAUGCCCAUACACAGACGUUUAAAUUGUUGCACAGUCUGUAUGAGAGGUUUAGCAGUGCAUUACUCCUCUGUUUUCUUUUUAAUACACAUUUAAAAUACCGUAUUAUCACUUUAUAAAGUAUACAUUAAACCUAAUAAAUGGACCAAUAAGCCACUCUAUCAGUAUUUUGUAUACUCUGCAUAAACUCUUUAUGCCCUCAACGUGUUUUCAGGGUUUAUGCAGAUCUUUAGAAUUAAGCCUUUGUAUUUCAGUAUUAUUCAAAAAAUAUGCAAUAUUUCUCUGAGUAGCUUCUGCUAUGGUAUUCUUAAGAAGUAAAGGGGCAACUUUCUGUCCGCUGUAGGAGAGAAUUCAGUUGAAGAUGUGAGAGUAAUGAGAGACAUUUUCCAGUCACUAGAUCUUGUUUUCUUUCGUCCAUUAUUGUACUGUGCUGUACCACAUUUAUUCCAAUAUUCAUUUUGUAAAAAAUAAAAACGUGCUAUUUUGUUUGUAUUUGAAAA
This is a messenger RNA of Physeter macrocephalus (sperm whale), 2026 nucleotides long. RefSeq names its product LHFPL tetraspan subfamily member 6 (gene LHFPL6). The transcript is spliced from 4 exons. The record is from RefSeq and is a predicted model, not a curated record. Gene Ontology annotation, cellular component: membrane. Bases 453 to 1055 code for a protein of 200 amino acids. NCBI's taxonomy places the organism in Eukaryota, Metazoa, Chordata, Mammalia, Artiodactyla, Physeteridae.